This is a messenger RNA of Stegastes partitus (bicolor damselfish), 3113 nucleotides long. It is a transcript of the gene ero1b, whose product is annotated as endoplasmic reticulum oxidoreductase 1 beta. Gene Ontology annotation, biological process: protein folding in endoplasmic reticulum. Gene Ontology annotation, molecular function: thiol oxidase activity; FAD binding; protein-disulfide reductase activity. The record is from RefSeq and is a predicted model, not a curated record. The transcript has 16 exons. Gene Ontology annotation, cellular component: endoplasmic reticulum; endoplasmic reticulum membrane. The coding region runs from base 420 to 1889 and encodes 489 amino acids. NCBI's taxonomy places the organism in Eukaryota, Metazoa, Chordata, Actinopteri, Pomacentridae.
CUGUGGGCAUCAACAUUGUGCUCUGACAGGCUUUACAUUUCAAAUGAGGUACGCUUAUUGCAGCCACGCAUCUUAUUUUGAAAAUCUGCUCCGAAAGCCGAUGUAACUUCUGCCCUUGACACUGAAGUGGAGGCUGGUUGACAAAACUUCUCCAGAGAUGUUCCAUUUUUAAACGAUGACCCCGCGUCUGUCAGGGGUAUCUAAUGUCUACAUGUCCGUGUGAAGGUCCUCAGACACCGGGUUGCUCAGUUCGCCGACCCGCUCGGACUCGUACCGCCGCUGUUAGCUCGCAGACUGUCCUUUCAGCUAGCCUGAAGCUAACCAGCUAGCUACCAACUGGCCACUCAGCCACCGACCGAGGUGCUGCUGCUCCCGGUGUGUUCUCGUCCCCCCCUCCGGGACCUCCGGCACAGUGAGUGAUGUGGAAAGUAACUUUGCAAGCGCUCGCUGUUUUGCUACUGGCCUGGUUCUGCGGGAACUUUGUUCUGGGUUGGUUUCAACAGAACAACGUAAAGCCCCAAACGCAGCACCGGGAGCGUCCGGACAGCAGCGCCGCCGCCAGCCAGGACCAGAGCUGCUUCUGCCAUCUCACAGGAGUCCUGGAUGACUGCUUCUGCGAUGUCGAAAGCAUCGACGUCUUCAACAACUUCAAGAUUUAUCCUAGCAUCAAAAAGCUGACAGAGAGAGACUACUUCAGAUACUACAAGGUGAACCUGAAGCGACCGUGUCCUUUCUGGCCUGACGAUGGACACUGCGCCAUCAAAGACUGCCAUGUGGAGCCCUGCCCAGAGAGUGAGGUUCCCAUCGGCAUCAAGUCUGGGAACUACAACAAGUACUCCCAGGCAGCCAAUACGAUGCUGGACGUGACUGAGUGCGAGCAGGCCAAAGAGCUGGGCGCCAUCAACAGCACCCUGAGCAACCAGAGCAAAGAGGCGUUCGCUGACUGGGCGAGACACGACGAUGCUCAGGAUCACUUCUGUGAGCUGGAUGAUGAGACCUCCCCAGAUGCUGAGUACGUGGAUCUGCUGCUGAAUCCCGAACGGUUCACUGGAUAUAAAGGUCCUUCAGCCUGGAGAGUCUGGAACAGCAUCUACGAGGAAAACUGCUUCAAGCCCAGAUCGGUGUACCGACCUCUGAACCCUCUGGCUCCCAGCAGAGGAGACGACGAUGGAGAGGGUUUCUACAACUGGCUCGAAGGUUUGUGUUUGGAGAAGAGAGUUUUCUACCGACUCAUUUCGGGCCUUCACAGCAGCAUCAACAUCCACCUGUGUGCCGAGUACCUCCUGGACGAGGGCUGGGGCCGCUCGGUGUGGGGUCCAAAUGUCCAGGAGUUCCGUCAGCGCUUCGACACGGCGGAGACGAAGGGCGAAGGCACCCGGCGGCUGAAGAACCUCUACUUCCUGUACCUGAUCGAGCUGCGAGCGCUCUACAAGGUGGCGCCGUACUUCGAGCGGGCCAUCGUCAACCUGUACACGGGAAACUCUCAGGAGGACGGAGACACCAAGGACUUGCUGCUGCAGUUUUUCAACGAGAUCAAAGCUUUCCCGAUGCACUUCGAUGAGAGGUCCAUGUUUGCUGGACACAAAAUGGAAGCCAAAACAUUAAAGGAGGAAUUCCGCCUCCAUUUUAAAAACAUCUCCAGGAUCAUGGACUGCGUCGGCUGCAGUAAAUGUAGACUGUGGGGGAAGCUACAGACCCAGGGUCUGGGGACAGCUCUGAAGGUGCUCUUCUCUGAGAAGGAGAUCAAGAACCUCCCUGAGCACAGCCCAUCUAAAGGCUUCCAGCUGACUCGACAGGAGAUUGUGGCGCUACUGAACGGCUUCGGCAGGUUGUCCACCAGUAUACAUCAGCUCCACAACUUCCGCCUGCUGCUGAAGGAGAAGAGGUAACCGGAGGCGAUGCUCCACCUGGCCAGCAGGCGGCGCCAGCCCACAGAGAACUGCAGCGGUCUAACUCUUGGCCAGAAGAAGGCAUUAUUCACUAACAUCAGGAUCAGUGUUGAACCUAUCGACACCUUUUCACCGAUUUUGAUCCCAUGAAUCUCUUUUAUUUUCCCCCUUUGCAUCUUCCUCCCUCUCCAUGUGGUGGAUCAUUGAUUUUAAUACUUCUGCCUCCUCUUGCCUUCGGCAGAAAAGUCUGAUGUGUUUUUGUCUGCUGUCAAACUCGUCAGCCGAGUGACUAACUUUGACCUUUUUUUUUUAAUUUAAAUACUUUUUAGUCUCUUUUGAGAAGUUGACCCUGAAAAAGCUGCAAGUUGUUGUGACGUUAAACAGCCUGAAGGAAACGAUCAGAUGUUUGGACCGAAGCGAAGCCACAGAUCACAGAAUCAGGAUGCGUGGACGCGAACGAAACUGUGUCCAGCAGCCAGCGACUGAGUUUCAUUUAUCUGUUAGAGAAGUUUUCUUUGACGUCACCGUUUGUAUGUUUCCUACAGACCCCUCUCUCUGUGGACACCUGGUUGGUUUUUACACUGAUAGUAUGAACCUGAUUCAAGCUUUCACGGCUCUUCUGGAUGCAGGAUGCAGAAAGACUUCCAGAAGGACUCGGGCACAUGAAACUGCAUUCGGGCCGUCGGGAUAAGGCUGCCUAUUUUAUUUGUUUUGUUUCCUUUUUGUUUUUUGCUUCUUAGCUGCCUAUUUUACUUUUUAAUUGAACUUUAUUUAAUUUGUCCUCUCCUGUGCGUCUCACCCGAUGCUACUUAGAGUGGUUUGUCGCUCAAAGCUUGAGAAGUAGGACCAAUGUGCUUGUGUUUACCAUCUCAGGCCUAAUUUAUGUCGGCUCUCUAGACAAAGUGUGUGUGUGUGUGUGUGUGAGAAGUGAGUUGGACGGUAACUGUGCUACUCUGACCUGUGUUUUGCUGCCGGUCAGUCGCCGCCGUGUGCUUCUUACUCUGCUACUUGGCAGUACGAUGAUGAGCGCAAGGCUUGGCGAUAAAUUCAGCGACUGCACAGAGCUGGUUCCAGAAGCGUGAGCAGGCAGAGCUCCUCUUUAAAGGACUUCUGUCUGAUCGCAGUUGCUGAUGUAUUAACUUCACAGAGCUACUGAUGCAAGUCCAGCUGCUGCUGCUGCUGGUUAUCAAAUCAAUUAAAGCUUCGUUCCUUUUUCCAGACUGA